Messenger RNA from Zootermopsis nevadensis, 3605 nucleotides. RefSeq lists its product as uncharacterized. Gene Ontology annotation, cellular component: nucleus. Lineage: Eukaryota; Metazoa; Arthropoda; Insecta; Blattodea; Termopsidae. Gene Ontology annotation, molecular function: DNA-binding transcription factor activity, RNA polymerase II-specific; RNA polymerase II cis-regulatory region sequence-specific DNA binding. The record is from RefSeq and is a predicted model, not a curated record. Gene Ontology annotation, biological process: regulation of transcription by RNA polymerase II.
GCAAGAGACAGUCUUUAAUCGACCAUCUACCUAACCUCACUUCUGUUUUUAUCGAUAUGUUUGUUUCUUCAUUUGUUGAAACAUUAGUCUGUGACCGUUAUCUGUGACAACAGCUGAGAGGAAAAUGUCGGCAUGUAGAAAGCGGCUUGUAAUAAGUGAGGAAAAUGUUAUGAGUUUUAUAGACCGAACGUUGAAUAUAUAGUGCUGAUUAUUGUGAAUAUGAUUAUGAAUGUAGUAUAUAUUAUGUGUUAAUAUUGAAACUAUGUGUGGUGGUGUCUCGUGUGAACUUGCGAAGAGGGACCAAGCAACAUGAAACACGUACAAACUACGCGAGACAUGGGUUUUCUGGUUUGUUGGACUGAGCUAAAGCUUCUCCAACAGAAUCACUUGGCGUGUUGUGCGCGCGUCUGCACAGCUUGAUGGACUUCAGUGGACAGCCGGCAAAGACGGCGCUGGUAAGGUUUACUACCAGCUAUGGGGAUGUCAGAUUUUUUCAACAAGAUCUUCAAGUUUCGCAUAGAAAGAGAGUCGAAACAUACAAAACUAGAAAUGAAAAAAUAAUUCGACAGUGAACAAGUAUAAAGUGUAGGAAGACGUUUUGAGUUUUGAAGUGCAGUGUUCCUGGGCAGCUAUGUAUAAGAAUUCGGCGGCGCCCGACUCGGGUGGAUCCCCGCCAACAAGCACGAACUCUGACGUUGCGACUAUCGAUAAGGAGACCGUACCCUUGGACGAGGCCGUCGGAAAACUUCUAGAAGGUUACGAUUGGACAUUACUUCCGGUGACGCAAAAAUCGACAGCAAAGCGGAAGCAGCAUAUCAAGAGACCGAUGAACGCCUUCAUGGUUUGGGCUCAGGCAGCGAGACGGAAACUCGCGGACCAAUACCCACAGUUGCACAACGCGGAGCUCAGCAAGACCCUUGGUAAACUGUGGCGGAUACUCAGCGAGGAGGAGAAACAGCCCUUCAUAGAGGAAGCUGAGAGACUGCGAAGCGCUCACAAGAAGGACCAUCCUGAUUACAAGUAUCAACCUCGACGACGGAAACCGCCCAAAUCAGCAACAGCAGGAUCGGCGCCAUCUUCCGUUCUGACCGACAAUGGAGAACUACCUGGAACUUCCGGUGUGAGUUCCUCGUCUUCUUCAGUUGGACCAGACCCCACCCCAUCUCGGUGUCAUCGGAUGAAGUUGUGUUUGCCCGACUCCCCACCAGGUCCUGACUGCAGUUUCGCCAAACUUUACGCCGACAGAGACACGGCGGAAGCUUCCAUCAGGCAGUCAGUUAACUCCGAAGAUCUUGCUGCUCACAAGGCAUAUUCCUGCGGCCACUCCCAGUACCAGUUGGUGGCCGGCAGUGGAGUCGACUCCUCAGGUGGCGCAGAUAGUCACGUCAUGUCUCGUCACCACCACCAAACCUUCUCACGCCACACGGGUGGCAAUUCUGGUUUCGUUUAUGGCACCACUGCAUCAUCAGCUCCCGGAAGUUCCGGUCUGGCGGGAGGUCCUACAGGUACAGCAGGUUUCGGCCUGAGAUCCCCGGCAACUCCCACAGCAGGAGGGUACGUUCCCGGACCUGGGGGCGACUUUCUUCACCACCAUCACCAUCUGCACCCAUCGGCCACAGCGGGGGCAGGCAUCUCCAAUACGUCACACCAUCAGUCAGCACCUCCUCCUACAAGCCCUUUUCCUGCUACGAGCUUCCCCGCCACACAUCAUCAGGCAUUCUACCCUUACGGGCCGCCCCAAGGGCCCUACUACAUGUCACCCAGGUGAAAGAUGGCAGUGACUGUAUAAUGAGGAAUUUCUGACUCAGAUCAGUUGCCAGGUGGAAGCAUUAUGUAGCAGAAGUGAUACACCAUGGUCUAAGAAACAUCCAGAAGUUUGUGUUUGUCAGCAUCUGGUUUUCAGUUACACUAUAUUCCAUGAAGUUCCGAGUUCAAAAAUGAACUGUGUGUAGAUUGAAUGACUCAAAUUAAAAUAAAAUGAAAACUUUUACAUCAGCCUUACCAACUUUGUGACCUGUAAAGCUGGACUAUGUCCCUAUGUGUGACCCACACAUUAGAACAUAAAAGACAUUAACAAACCUGCAGGACAUUUUAGGGAUAACAUUUUGUCCAAAAAAUCAAAACUCAAUUUAGGCCUUGAAUAGCAUAUUCCAUGUAUGUGGAGCUACAUGAGUUUAACUUACCUAAUUUUUCCUUUUAUGCCGUUCUGUCCCUAUGAUGUGCUCCAGGCCAUAAAAUCAAAUUUUAAGAAUAGCUUGGAAAUGUGUACCUAUGUAUUUGAGAGUUCUGCUUUGAACUGUUAACUUAAAACGUUUAUUUAUGUUUCUAAGGUGUAUAUGUCUCUGUUUGUUGUUGAAUAUUUAAUAACAGUAUACAUUGCUUUUUUUUUUAUUUUUCUGUCAUCAUAAUUCAGAGAGGUGGAAAUGGUGCAUGGCAUAUUAAGUUCUAGUAUUAACACAAAGUGUGUGUAAAGCUAUUUCCACUGUUAGUGAAAACAAAGAUCUUAAGAAGACUUCAUUUUUAUCUUUUGUCUAAAAAACAGUUUGAAAGUCAAAAUAAGAAAGUAGUGAGGGAAGGUUAUUGAAACAAUGGAAGCUGACUGUGAACUGAAAUAUAGACCCUACAUAAAUAACAUGGCCUUACAUAUUGUAUGAAGACCUACAUAAGUGUCAAAUAUAAUUCAAUAAAUGCUGCAUAUGUCAAAAUAUUUUGAUUAGAGAAUUAUAAUCUGUAACAAAAGGAAUAUUAUGUGAAUAUCAUGUGCCAUUUUUGAGGUAAUGAUUAUCAAAUAUUAUUUGUGAUCCAGUUUGCAUUUUGUGAAUCGUACAAGUUUUCAUCAAGUUUCUUGGUAACAUAUUUAGUUUCACCACUGAAAAUACAUGUUUUGGUAUAUUUGUUUUGACUAUAUUUAUCAUUUGCUGUCACAGAGUUAUGUCAGUAAGAGAAGUGGGCUGUUAAUAGUCGGAAAUUUCAUGUUGUUUACCAGUGUGUUAGGUACAUAUGUGUUUAUGUUGUCUUCCUCCAACUGGAUGAUUGGUUUGAUAAAGAAAUUUUUCCAGUUCAUGGAUAUCAUAAAUUAACUGUAUGAUUAUAACUUAUGAGAUUAAAUUUUUAUUUAUUGCAAAUUUUCUUUCUGUAAUUAAGAAAGUGUAUCUUGCCAUUCAGACACUGUUUUAAUAAAUUUAGUAAAAAUUUAACAAUUUCAUGCUGGAUAAUGUUAUGGAUUUCAUUGCAAAUGUAGUGUUUCUUUUCCCCAUGAAGCAGUUUUACAAAUUUGAAAGUGGGGAGUGUGAUUCUCAUUUACUAUGACAGGGUCUAGAAUUUCUGAAUAUGAUGUUCACUUAGCAAGGAUAAAAUAUGGUGGAAUUAUGGUGGGAAAUAAACUUGGUUUUGGAUGGCUUUCUUUUUGCAUAAUAUGUGAAAUUGAUUUAAAGACUUUUAUCUUUCAUGUAUUGGAAUUUCUUAGCAUUGAGUUUAAUAUUUUUCCCAAGAUUUCUUAGGCUAUUGUACAGAUGAAAUAAAUUAUAAAUGUAUUUGUAAAUACAAACAUAACUUUUUUCUAAAUGUAUGCUUUCCUGGAGUUUAAUAUUUAAUUUUUAAAUGUU